This is a messenger RNA of Camellia sinensis, 862 nucleotides long. The record is from RefSeq and is a predicted model, not a curated record. NCBI's taxonomy places the organism in Eukaryota, Viridiplantae, Streptophyta, Magnoliopsida, Ericales, Theaceae.
UUAACCAACCAAUACGCGUCACUCUCAAUCACACGCGUUCACACUCUCCCGCAUCUCACCUAUACGCAUUCACUCUCCCUCAGAGACACCAAUCUCUGGAAUCGACAAUGGCGACGACGACGACCACUACUACUACAACUCCGGCCGAACCAGACGACGACCUCCACCUCAUCGCCGCCGAGCAACGCUGCGAGCUCAUGGCCGCGCAAGUCCUCGAGUCCGACCUCGACCUGGCUUUCCGACUCCAAAUCCAGGAAGCCAUCACCGCCUCCUCUGCCUCCACGUCCGCCUCCGCCUCCGCCUCCGCCUCCGCUCCUCCACCUCAAUUGAUCACUAACGACGAUGAAGACAAAGUCUUCAACUUUUCUUCUCUCCAGACCGAAGAGCUGGAGAAAUUCGAGCGCGAAUGUCGCGAUCGCAUAAUCACGGAGGCCGAGAUGAAGAAAGCGAAAAAUGAUCUCUUCCGCCGAAUCCACGACUACAAAGUCGCUUCCGAGAUUGAGCUCAUGCCGGAGGACGAGUGGGAAGAGUUCGGCGAGAAUUUCGAGCGGCCCUUCGGGGAGGGCUCGUCGAAAGGAGGCGCGAAUGCGGCAGCUUCCGAGACUUUUAGGGUUUAUUUCAAGGGUUUGGUGAGCGAGGAGAGAGUCAGUGGUUCGAAUGUCUCGUUGGCUGGGAUUGGAGUCGCGAUUUGCGAUUCCAGAGACGAAUUGAUUUUCGAGUUGAGGAAGCCUCUGAUUGGGAAUGGGAAGAAUCGUCAGGCUGCCGAGGCCAAGGCUUUGAUUGAAGGCUUAAAUUCGGCCAUUGCUUUGGAUUUGAAGAGGAUCGUGUUUUUCUGCGACUGCUAUCCCCUCUACCAAUUUGU